AUGGAAAAGGAAUUCGUUAGCAAAUUUAUUGAGCUGGUGCAGAAUCUCAUAGAACAAUGCAUGCAGCAAUAUAUGACUCCAACAGAAGUAGUGAACACACUACAAAAUAAAGCAAAGAUUGAGCCUGAACUCGCUCAAACAUUUUGGCGAAGGCUUGAAGAACAAAAUCCCGAGUUCUUCAGAAGUUAUUAUACAAGAUUAGCGGUGAUGCACCAAAUAGAGGAAUACAACAGAUUGUUGGAAAAACAAAAGCAAUUAAUGGAUGAAGAACAAACUAAAGUUGCAUCUACCUCCAAUGGAUUUCAUUCUCAUGCUGUUUCAUCACUACCUUAUUCUAAUAUCCCCGAUUUUAUUGAGAAUCCUUAUGUUUAUGCGCCGGAAACUACAGAAGGAUUAAUUAAUGGGGGUAUGGCUGAUAUGUUUGCUCAAGGAGAUAUUUCAACCAUGCCUCAUAUUCAAAAUUCAAACGGCAGAUCAUCAUCAUCAUCUGGUAUGGUUGACAUGUCUGUUCAUGAAGACAUUCCAGUACCUGCAUGUUCAAUUUCUUCUCCUCACAUGUUUGGUUCUGAUGUAAAUGUCAAUGAGGCCAGCCCAAAUGUAGGCAAUGCUUCCGCUACGCCGAUCACUAGUGCCAACUCUACCUUACAUUCGGUGAAUGAAUCAGUUGCGGAUCGUCCAUUCACUUAUGCGAUCGGAAAGGGUUGGAACCACUUGAUGUCAGAACUGAUCCCCGAAUCAGAUUAAACUGGUGGUGAAAAGAAAAAAAUAAAAGUUUAAAAAGAUGAGCUAUUUCAAUAUUCUUUUAGUUACAAUGGAACAAAGAAUCGAAUCCAGGAUUUCAUGCAUGUUAUUCAAACUCCUUACCACUAGACUAAACUUAGUGACUUUGUACUAAU
Trifolium pratense (red clover) is the source of this 896-nucleotide messenger RNA. RefSeq lists its product as uncharacterized. The record is from RefSeq and is a predicted model, not a curated record. The coding region runs from base 1 to 744 and encodes 247 amino acids. The transcript is spliced from 4 exons. NCBI's taxonomy places the organism in Eukaryota, Viridiplantae, Streptophyta, Magnoliopsida, Fabales, Fabaceae.